Carassius auratus (goldfish) is the source of this 1141-nucleotide messenger RNA. Its product is annotated as nucleoside diphosphate kinase A-like. The record is from RefSeq and is a predicted model, not a curated record. NCBI's taxonomy places the organism in Eukaryota, Metazoa, Chordata, Actinopteri, Cypriniformes, Cyprinidae. The coding region runs from base 151 to 726 and encodes 191 amino acids. The transcript is spliced from 5 exons. Gene Ontology annotation, biological process: GTP biosynthetic process; UTP biosynthetic process; CTP biosynthetic process. Gene Ontology annotation, molecular function: nucleoside diphosphate kinase activity.
GAUGGACGCGUGACUUUGACCUGUCAGGUGAAUGACCGCGUCCGCGCGUGCAACGGGCCGGGGUUAAAAGCACCGGCGCGCUCCGAGGUCUUGGAGUUGUUAAAGCGCAACUCGGUGAAGUUUUGGAACGCAUUUGACUUAGGAAAAAAAAUGAUGGCAGCGAGAUUUGCUCUGUGCGUCCACGUUGCGCGAGCAGCAACACGGAGUAACACGCGCAUUUUGGGACACGGACACGCGCGCAGCCUCAGCAGUGACACAGAUUUUUCUGGCAUUAAAGAACGGACUUUGGUAGCAGUGAAGCCCGAUGGCGUUCAGAGACGUCUGAUUGGUGAUGUCAUCAAGCGCCUCGAGCAGCGAGGAUUCCGAUUGGUGGGUCUGAAGAUGCUGCAGGCUUCUGACAAGCUUUUAGCUCAGCAUUAUGUCUCGCUGCAGAAGAAACCCUUCUACGCCAGCCUGCUUUACUACAUGACCUCUGGUCCCGUAGUCGCCAUGGUGUGGGAGGGGCAUAAUGUAGUGAGGUCAACACGGAUGCUGGUGGGAAGCACAGACCCUGCUGAAGCUGCACUGGGAACUAUUAGAGGAGAUUUCAGUGUCCACGUCAGCAGAAACGUCGUCCAUGCGUCUGAUUCUGUGGAGGGAGCGGAGCGGGAGAUUUCACUCUGGUUUCAGCGCUCGGAGCUCAUCGACUGGGAGGGAUGCGAUCAUAAAAACAUUUACCACUUAUGAGUGUCGGUUUAAGAUGUCUAUACGUGUUAAAUUACCUCUGAUUACUCACAGUGGGUUGAUUUCAGCUCAAUUUCCUUAAUGCCACAUAAAAUGCUGAUUACUGUUUAUCUAGAUUUGGACUGCAAAUGAUAUGUUAUCAUUUUUAUAUAAUCCAAUGUAAAUAGAUUGAAAUGUUAUAUUUUACAUUAUAAAUAUUUUUAAAGAAAUUUAAAACCUUUUGGAAAAAAUGCACACAAAGGGUGGCCUUGAAUAUUUUCAAAUAAACUUUUAAUUUUGCUUUGACGCACAAGUCUUAACAGAUCCUAAUUGUUUUUAAAAAGUUAUUUUCGUUGUAUUUUAACUGAACAUAAGCAUUGAUCACAUUCAUGCAGAGUGCUGAACAAUAUAACUAACUUCUGUAAACAAUGGACUUUAA